CAGGGGAAACCGGGGAAAAUGGCGGGAGCGUUGUUUGGGAGCUUCGCCAUAACCGCCUGUGCGAAAGAUGGCGGCAGUAGUAGUAAGGAGGAUGAUAAAUUGAAGGGGUCGAAGGUCUUGGUUCUGGGCGGGGCGGGUCGAGUCGGGGGUUCGACCGCCGUUGCUCUUUCCAAGCUCUCCCCUAAUCUUUCUAUCGCCGUCGGCGAUCGGAACAGGGAAAAGGGUGCAGCGAUGGUGGCUACUCUGGGGAGGAAUUCUUCUUUAGUGGAGGUGGAUUUUGAAAAUGUGGAGUCACUGGAAGCAGCUUUGGAUGGAGCGGAUCUUGUAGUUCAUACUGCUGGACCUUUUCAGCAGACUGACAAAUGCGCUGUGCUUGAAGCUGCUAUAGAGACCAAGACAGCAUAUGUGGAUGUUUGUGAUGACACAAAUUUUGCGUUGCGAGCAAAGUCAUUCAAGGAUAAGGCCGUAGCUGCAGGGAUUCCUGCAAUAACAGCUGGUGGAAUCUAUCCAGGAGUGAGCAAUUUGAUGGCGGCAGAGCUAGUUCGAGUCGCAACAAGUGAGAGUGAGAGAGAGCCUAAGAGCCUCAGGUUUUACUACUAUACAGCGGGCAGCGGUGGAGCUGGCCCGACUGUUUUGGCCACUAGCUUCUUACUUUUAGGUGAAGAUGUUGUUGCUUAUAAUAAAGGAGAAAAGGUCAAGUUAAAGCCGUUUAGUGGGAUGGUCAACGUUGAUUUCGGGAAGGGGAUUGGAAGCAGAGAUGUUUACCUGCUGAAUUUACCUGAGGUACAUAGUGCUCAUGAGAUCUUGAGAAUACCAACAGUCAGUGCUCGAUUUGGAACCGCUCCUUUCUUCUGGAACUGGGGCAUGGAAGUCAUGGCAAAUCUUCUUCCUCAGGAAUUCCUGAAAGACAGAAGCAAAGUGGGUGCAAUGGUACAGUUGUUUGAUCCUCUUGUGCGAGCAGUAGAUGGUUUUGCCGGAGAACGUGUUGCAAUGAGGAUUGACCUGAAGUGUACAGACGGGCGAGAUACUGUUGGCUUGUUUAGUCACAAGAGCCUCUCACAAUGCGUUGGUACUGCAACUGCUGCUUUCGCCUUAGCAGUCCUCGAGGGAAGCACACAGCCUGGAGUUUGGUUCCCAGAAGAGCCCGAAGGAAUUGCAGUGGAGGCAAGGCAGAUUCUGCUGGAACGAGCCUCUCAAGGCACCAUUAAUUUCGUGAUGAACAAGCCGCCAUGGAUGGUGGAAACUAAGCCUAAAGAGCUCGGAUUGGGAAUCUACGUGUGAACAUAGUGAUAAAGAGCUGUUCCUAUAUAUGUCGAGCAAAAUUUUUGUAAUGUUAAUUAAGAAUUUUCCCAUUUAUAAUUAAGUAAAGUUGGUAAACUAAUGAGUGAUUUUCCUAAUCCUCCAUGGAAGCGGAUAGACACAAUUAAUGUUCCUUCACCAGUCCGAAUAAGGAAAGGUAACAAUCAUACAGAGUAUAAAAGAGUCACUCGAUCACCUGAUUCUCUUCUGUUGAGAAAAACAAUGGAGGCCGGCAGCAACCGCCGUGUGCCGGCGUGGGAGAAGCGGUUCUGCUUGGUGGUGGGGAGGAUGUGGUGGAGCGAUUUCUUGCGCCGCAAGAAACACGUUGCUUGCCGGGGAAGCAGCAAGCGCGUCGACAGGGUCGUGCGGUGGGACGAUUCGGCAGGGUACGAGUGCUCCCGGGACGCCAAGGCGCGUUUCUAUGCGAAGAAUUACUCCGGUCGUCGGUGCCGGGGGAUUCCGCCGGCGGCGGCCCCGCUUGGGCCGGACCUGUACGUCGACGACGUCGUGUGGAGGGCCCCCGACGACGACGACUGGGAGCUGCGGCGGCUCGUGGCGGAAGCGGAGGAAGCGCAGGAGAGAGCGGCGGAAUUAGCGGCGGCGAGGAGUGAUUGUGUCCUUUGUUAUUCGUGGGAGAUCCCGCUGGAGGAGGUAAAGGCGACGGGGUGGGACGAUUCGUGGCGGAAUCCGAAUUUGGCCGGGAUGGUCGUCGGCGGCAGCAACGUUGAUGGUUCAAACUUCAAAGGGGAAGAGAAGUUGUAGGGAAAGAGAA
Messenger RNA from Linum tenue, 2071 nucleotides. NCBI's taxonomy places the organism in Eukaryota, Viridiplantae, Streptophyta, Magnoliopsida, Malpighiales, Linaceae. The record is from the annotation of a GenBank genome assembly.